Molecule: messenger RNA, 6366 nt
Organism: Sitophilus oryzae (rice weevil)
Lineage: Eukaryota; Metazoa; Arthropoda; Insecta; Coleoptera; Curculionidae
Product: protein polybromo-1
Exons: 30
Coding region: 757-5832 (1691 amino acids)
Biological process (GO): chromatin remodeling
Cellular component (GO): RSC-type complex
Molecular function (GO): protein binding; chromatin binding
Source: RefSeq, a predicted model, not a curated record
UCGUUAGCCGCCAUUGUGGCUAGAACAGUAUUGAGUGGAAGAAUUGCUUGUCGCGCCUAUUUUAUUGUAUUUUUGGAAACGUUUUUGAGAAAGCACUGUGAAGCCGUAAUCGUAUUGAAAAGAAAUGUUAUUGACGAAUAGUAGUGCCUAAGUGAAGGAUAUUAUUAUAAAUAUAUAAUAGAGAACUACAAAUGUCAUUAAGAGUUAACCUAAAAACUGUGGCUUGGGGACCUCUGAUAUUUUAUAGUUUGUUAGUUUUUGCGAAAUCCCAUCUAAAGCUGUUCCUUAUAGGUGUGUAAAAGUGUUUGGAACUAAUUUAUCAUAUUUUGGUGCGUGUAGAAAACACAUCUCGUAUUUUUAAUGGAUUAUUAUAGUCAAUAAAGAACUUGUAUACAUUGUUAGGACUGUGAAGUUUUGAGAACGUUACCGCCGUUUUCUAACAUAAACUUUACAAAUAUUCGUAUUUUGAGUUUUGCAUUAUGUGAAAUACAUCUAUGUUCUCAUUUCUUGAUUACUGUAAAUGGUAGUGAAGAUACACGGGUGUAUAUUUUACUACUAAGUGCUUGGAAGGAUUGUGUCCCAAUUAAGUUGUUUGGUGUAUUUUCAAGCAGUACGUGUUUGGGUUAUAAUGUUUUUAUAGUACAAAAUAUAUAAUAAUUUAAAUAUUAAAAGAAAACAUUCCAUAUAUAAUUUAAUCUGCUAAAUAUGAUUUCAUAGUAAAAGACUACUAGAUUAUGCGAGAAAACUAAUUGAAACAUGAGUAAGAGAAGAAGAACUAGCUCAAUUGCUAGUCGUCAAGAAGAAGACUCUUUAGAUUCCAAUGAGGCCUCUACUAGUAGCGGGCCUACUCUGAAACGAAGAAAAAAGCAAUCUGAUCCCAUUGAGAUAUGUCACCAGUUGUAUGAUAUAAUUAGAAACCAUAAGAAAAAUGAUGGUAGUCUACUUUGUGAUUCAUUUAUAAGAGUCCCAAAAAGGCGCCAGGAACCAGGGUAUUAUGAUGUAGUAAAUAACCCUAUAGAUCUAUUAAAAGUUCAGCAGAAACUUAAAACGGACGAAUAUGAGGAUGUACGAGAUUUGGAAUCCGACAUAGAAUUAAUUGUAAAUAAUACGAAAGCAUUUUAUAAAAAAAGUACUCAAGAAUGGAAGGAUUCGGAUGAAAUGUGGAAUUUAUUUUUGAAUACUAAAAAGAAAUUGCUGAAUAACGAAGAGGAUAAAAAACAUGAAACAAAAUUAGAAAGCCGACGGUCUAACUCUAAAGUUACUCCCAAAAAUAAAGUGAUAGUAAAGAAGCCAAAUAGUAUUACAAGAAAUAAUUCAAAUCACAAUAAUAGUUUGAAUAAUUCUAAUUCCAGUUUUAAUGACAGUGAAGAUUUUAAUCCAUUUGAAGAAUUAUUCAAUAUAGUAAUGACUGCUGUGGAUGACAACAAAAAAUUGCUCCACACCCAUUUUCAGUUAUUACCUUCGAAAAAGAAGUAUCCAGAAUACUAUGAGGUGAUAGAGCAACCGAUUGAUCUAAAAAGAAUAGCAAUUAAAAUUCAACACAAUCAAUACUCUAAUUUACUUGCUCUGGAAAAAGAUCUCGUCGUAAUGUGUAAAAAUGCAUGCUUAUUUAAUGAACCUAAUUCUCAGAUUUAUAAUCAUGCAAAAGCACUAAAAAAGAUUGUAAAUCAAAAAAGGAUAGAAAUAAUGGAACAGGCCAGUAAACCUCCGCCACCUCUUCCACCUCCAACAAAUAGAGGUAUUAACAAGUUCAGUGAACGAAUUAAAAUACGGAAACAAAAGAAUUAUAGUGCAGCAGCUGCACAAUUAAAAGAUGAGGAAUCCGACCAUGAUAUCGAAGAUGUAGAUAACGGGAAGCCAGUUGAGAAUCAUAAUGAUUUUGAGUGUCCCGAUCCAGAUAAUCCACAGUGGAAGCUUUUUGAAACUGUAUGUAAAUUGGAACAUCCCAAUGGAUCGUAUUUAUCAGAUCCUUUCUGGAAGCUACCCUCUAGGAAGUUUUACCCAGAUUAUUACAAAGAGAUUAAAAAUCCAGUUUCGCUAACCCAAAUCAAGAAAAAGUUAAUGAACAAGGCCUAUGGUACCAUUAGCGAAGUCGCGGGAGAUUUGACUAUUAUGUUUGAGAACGCGAAAAAGUACAACAUGCCUAAUUCUAAGAUUUAUAAGGAUACCGUGAAACUCCAAAAAGCAAUGCAGGCAAAGGUCCAAGAACUACUUGAUAUCGAUCAGAAUAGUGACGUGGAUUUGGAUACACCAUCUAAGAAGAAAGCUGGGUCUAAAGUUAAAAAUGUAAGUCCUCUGGGUACUCCUCUCAGAGGUAGACCUCCAAAGGAUUUUGUGCCAUUAAAGAGGAGAUUGCAUGCUUUGGCGAAAUACAUGUUGGAUUUUACUUGUGAGGAUGGUCGCCAACCUAUGUUAGCUUUUAUGGAAAAACCAUCAAAGAAACUGUACGCUGAAUAUUAUGAAGUUAUUGAUGAACCCAUCGAUUUUUUGGAAAUUGAAGCAAAAAUAAAAGGAGAUCAAUAUACUUGCGAAAAAGACGUCGUAAAGGAUUUUCAACUGAUGUUCUCAAAUUGCAGACAAUUUAAUGAAGAAAAUUCGCCCAUAUAUGAUGACGCAAAUCUGCUCGAAAAACAUUUAAUGGACAAAGUAGGCCCUUUGCUGUUAUCUUCGGCAGAGAAAGAGAAAAAAGAGAAAGCUACUCCUAGAGUUUAUAAGCCAAGGAAGGUAUUAACACCUUUAGAAAAAGCGUUAAAACAUUUAUAUGAAGCAGUAAGGGACUACAAAGAUGCUAAAGGGGAAAGACAAUUGUGUCAGAUUUUUAUGAAAUUACCUUCUCGAAUGGAAUACCCCGAUUAUUAUGAAGUCAUAAGACAUCCUAUAGAUAUGGAAAGAAUAGCGCAUAAAAUGAAAAAUAAUUAUUAUGAGAGCGUAGACGAUCUUGCUGCUGAUCUCAGUUUAAUGUUGGACAACGCUUGCAAGUUCAACGAGCCCGAUUCUCAAAUUUACAAGGACGCUCUUGUCCUACAACAAAUCCUUUCGAAGAAGCGCCUACAGCUCAAGGACCAAGCCGAUGACGAGCCGCCAGACGUAGCGGAAUCUGUACAAGAUAUUUUGCUCACUUUGUUUACUACAGUGUAUAACCAUCAAGACGACGAGGGCAGAUGUUACAGCGAUUCGAUGACAGAACUACCUGAGCAUGAUGAAGUUGAGGGAAGAAAGGUACGAGCCUUAUCUUUAGAUCUGAUCAAGAGAAGACUAGACAAGAACCUUUACAAGCGGUUGGAUACCUUUCAGUCCGAUUUUUUCGCUUGUUUAGAACGAGCCAGGAAGCUUUCGAGAACCGAUUCUCAAAUCUUUGAGGAUUCGGUCGAAUUACAGAUGUUUUUCAUUAAUCUAAGGGACGACUUGUGUAAACACGGGGAGCUAUUACAAUCGCCGGCUUUAAACUACAGUGCUUUAGAUGCCAGACACGCCAUUGAGAAAUUACGCCAUCAGAAGUCUUUGCAAGAGACGAUCGAAGAGGAAACGGAAACGCGUAGUUCUGAUGACUCGAUUAUUAAGGAUGCUGGAAGUAACGGGUCUACAGAAGAAACGAUGACGUGUAAUCAAAAAACGUUCCAAGUCGGUGAAUUUGUAUAUAUGGAUUCUAAAGAAAAGAAUUGUGAACCUCAUAUACUGAAAAUCGAGCGACUGUAUGAGAAAAACGGACAGCAAAUGCUCUACGGAAAUCACUAUUUGAGACCUGACGAAACCUAUCACGCUCAUACCAGAAGAUUCUUAGAAAAGGAAGUUUUUAAAUCUGAUCGACACAGUCACGUGCCGUUGGAAGAAAUCAAAGAAAGAUGCGUUGUAAUUUCCGUAAAACAAUAUUUUAGUAUGAAACCUAUAGGAUAUGAUGAGAAAGACGUGUUCGUUUUGGAGUCUAGGUACAGUUCGCGGCACAGAGCUUUUAAGAAAAUCAAGAUUUUUCCCGAAAUAUCCUCAAGUAUUAAACUGGAACCUAGAGAAGUGUCUUUGGAACCGAAACGAGUAAUGUCCGUUUUCAGAGAGAGGUUAGAAAAACACAAAGAUGAGCUGGCGGAGCUUCAAGAUUUGGAAAAAAUGAUCGAUGACGAUAGACCAAAUGUGGUUGCCUUUACAUCAAUGGAAAUUGAAGAUGGAAAUACUUUUUAUGAGCAAUAUAAUACAAUUUGUUCUGGCGUAGUCAAAACUGGCGAUUUUGUAUAUGUGGUUGUGGAUGGAGGAAGACAAGUAAUAGCUCAAAUAGAUAGCAUUUGGGAGACACAAGAUGGAAAAUGCUACUUCCGAGGUCCCUGGUUCAUCUUUCCUUCAGAAGUCCCCAACGCAACAAAUAAAUUGUAUUAUCGAAACGAAAUUCUUCUUUCGACAGAAGAAGAUGUGAAUCCUAUCGUCAGUAUUAUAGGGAGGUGUGUCGUCUUAGACUAUAAUGACUACGUGGCCUUCCGUCCAACAGAAAUUCCCGAAACAGACGUGUACAUUUGCACGUCUGUCUACGACGAAAUCAACAGGCAAAUGAAAAAGCUCCCGCCAGAAGGAUUGAAGAAGUAUUUUCAUUUACCUGAAGUAGUCGAAGACGAGCUCUAUUAUUUUACGAAGCUGUUGAACCCUCCAAAGGUUAACGUUAAGGAAGCCUUGAUUGCGAAACUAAGGGGCAAGUUUGGCGCUUAUGCAAGAGACGCCUCACCUACUUUGAGUAAAUUAGCUGAUGUGGACAUUGUAAUGGAAGAUUCUAUGGAUGGGGGACCUCCUUCAGUAGGAUCUGGAGAAAUUCCUUCGGUAGUGGGAAAUUUGAUUACGGCUACUCCAGGGGGUUCAAAUCACAUAGCUCCGACUGGGAGCACAACAAAAAAGAAACCAACAAAGAAUAAAGUAGUAACUGGAUACAUUUUAUACUCGAGAGACGUGAGAAAAAGAGUUGUACAGAAUAACCCCGAAUCAACAUUUGGUGAUAUAUCGAGAAUUGUGGGUUCAGAAUGGAAGUCUCUUGGGACUACAGACAAACAAAUGUGGGAAGAGAGAGCCUCUAAACUAAAUGAGGAGACAAAGGCUCAGUUGCUGGCAGAACAAGAGCAGUGUCCCAGUCCGGCACCUGCGCCACCACCAGAGAACCAGGUAUUUGAAUGUAAAUGGGAUGACUGUGAUUUCCAGUUUGAGGAGGUAACCGACUGUGUAGAACAUUCAGUUAAAGAUUCUAAAGAUUCCCAGGGUCAUGUGCAAGCUUAUUUCCAAGAACAUCCUGGUGAGGAAAUACAUUGUAAAUGGAGAAACUGUUCUCGCCAUAAUAAGAAAAAUCUUCAACCUUUCCCCAACAUAACAAGGCUCAUUCGCCACGUGAGGGAUAUGCAUAUUAACAAGGGCAAUGGGAGAUCUAUAUUGCCUGAGAACAGAAGCAAGAAUUUCAAGCCGUCUAGUAAGAUUGCUGCUAUUAAUCGUCUGGCUGCACCUUCUGCUACGUCAAGUGCUGCAACUGUAUCUACUCCAGCAUCUAAUGCCACACCAGUGGCAGCCACUCCACAGAAAGUUGCCGAUCCUAUGUUCAUUUCAGUUCCACCAAGACCACAACGCGUUCUUCAUUCUGAAGCUUAUAUUAAGUAUAUUGAAGGAUUAAACACCGAACAAAGGCACAUUACUAACUGGGAAAGAACACUUCACGCUACCCCGGAAACAUGCAAUCCCGAUCCAGAAAAACUCGCCCAAGUGACCACGUGGCUAGGAAGAAAGAGCGACCAGCACGACAACGUAGUGGCGGCCCUUUGGCAGCUCAGAAACCAGCUUCUUAAGGACACACUGUGCUUACAAAAAACCCUAUAAAUUGAUAAGAUUGACGAUAGUGUAUAUAAUACGUAAGGGGUGAUACCAGUAUCAGAUAUAAAUGGUUUAAGGUGAAUAAUUGUCAAAGAAGCGCUAGCGCAAACAUAUAAAAAUCUUCAGAAUGAUUUGAAUCAGUUUAUUUAGGUUCAUUUCACAGAAAUGGAUGGUUGUAAAUAUUUGAUUUUUUUUCUUUUGAGCCUGGACAUAACAUGUAAAAAUAUAGGAUCGAGAUAGUUUUAGGAUUACAGUUUCCACACCUUAUCACUAAGCCUAACAGCGAAUUUGUAAUGACUUAUUUCUUAGAUUAGUAGGCGGUAUGGUCCAGUAAUCUUUUUUCUAUUGUAUUAAAUGAAAUAUCUUGUUUAACUUAAUUUAUAUCUAGUGUUAUGUAACUUAAUAAUAUAGGUCAUCUUGUGAAAUAUAGUUUUUAGUUCGCAACCAUUGAUUUGGUGUGUAUUGUUUCUAUUAUAUUUUUUUUAUAGAAAGACACUGAUUUUUGUAUCAUAAAUAUAUGCGACUGAACGACGUAGUAAA